This is a messenger RNA of Engraulis encrasicolus (European anchovy), 2046 nucleotides long. Its product is annotated as phospholipid scramblase 1. The transcript is spliced from 7 exons. Gene Ontology annotation, biological process: plasma membrane phospholipid scrambling. The record is from RefSeq and is a predicted model, not a curated record. Bases 164 to 862 code for a protein of 232 amino acids. Gene Ontology annotation, cellular component: plasma membrane. Lineage: Eukaryota; Metazoa; Chordata; Actinopteri; Clupeiformes; Engraulidae. Gene Ontology annotation, molecular function: phospholipid scramblase activity.
AAAACACUUGUCUCAAUCCGUUAGCAUUCAUUCUAAGGAGGGUUGAGCGUUUUGUUGCAGAGUUAUCAAGUCGUGGCCCUGUGUUUACAGUAGCUACCAUGAAGCAAUAGGCUAAACACACCCACGGUUUCUAUGGUAAAGAGGAUUCCUAAACGGAGGAGAGAUGACUGAUAUGAACAUGUACAUGGUUCCCAAUCCUGGCAUGCCAGGAUGUCCACCUGGACUGGAAUAUCUGACACAGCUCGACCAGGUAUUGAUCAAGCAGAAAGUCGAGCUCAUAGAAGCUUUGGUGGGUUUUGAAAGCAACAACAAGUACGAGAUCAAUAACUCCCUGGGUCAGAACGUCUUCUAUGCUGUGGAGGAAAAUGACUGCCUGAGUCGGCAGUGUUGUGGGCCUCUGCGUUCCUUUGUCAUCCGAGUGCUGGACAACUACGGGCAAGAGAUCAUCACCGUGUCCAGGCCCCUCAAGUGUAUGUCUUGCUUCUUCCCUUGCUGUCUGCAGGAGCUGGAGGUGCAGGCUCCGCCGGGGAACACGGUAGGCUACGUGCUCCAGCAGUGGCAUCCUUUCAUUCCCAAGUUUAUCAUCCAGAACGAACACCGGCAGCCCGUCCUCAAACUGAAGGGGCCUUUCUGUGGAUGGAGCUGCUUGCCUGAUGUGGACUUUGAGAUCCUUACCAUGGACGAGACCAACCAGAUCGGCAAGAUCAGCAAACAGUGGACAGGCUUCCUGCGAGAGGCGUUCACGGACACGGAUAACUUUGGCAUCCAGUUCCCCAUGGACCUGGACGUCAGGAUGAAGGCCGUCAUGAUCGGAGCUUGCUUCCUUAUCGACUUCAUGUUCUUCGAGACAACUAAUAACUGAUACAUCAUGGCUGAGACGCCACAUCGUGUUUGGAUGGAAGGCAGCCAUAAGGAGUGUGAACAGAUGUCAGCCCUCCUGUGGUCAGCAGCGAUGGAGGGGAAGAUCCUGAUUGAAGCUCCAGCUCCAGGUGUCCAAGAUGGUGUGCAGAUCUGGGGAGGUGGUGCAUGCGAAUGUCAUGUGUAACUGUGCGGUCAGUGGUAGAGAGCCGUAUUUAGUGAGGGGGGAUGAUGGAGGGUCUAUUAGGGUACUGGGCACAGUGUGUCACCUUGGUUAUAGUCCUGUGAAGCAGAAUGCUAAAAAAUGCUAGAAUGCUAUGAAAUGUUACUUUUGAAUGUGCUGUCAAUAGCCCACUGUGUGUGACUCUGCGAAACAGCAUCAACCGUUUUGAUGCUUGAACACGUUGCAUGUAGCCUUGCAGAUAACAAACAUUUGGUACUAACAACAACUGAACAAGAGUCUCAAAGAGAACAAAUAAAUGGUCAAACAUCUUCUGCUAAACUCUAAGAACACACAAAGAAUGGCCGAGCAGCAUGCCUGUAAUAGCUUGGUAUUUGAUUACAGACGUCACAUGUAGUGGAAUAGUGUUUUUAAUACUUUGUCAUUAAGUAGUUAUUUUUGUACUUAUGUUGUGUUCUCUCUAAUAUAUCAAUGUUUAUUUCUCAGUGGGACUUUUGACAAGUUUUUUGCUCACACGGCACUAAGAUUUUUUACGGGUUGUGGCAUAGAAGCCAUCACAGUCUCAUACCUUUGGCAUCAUUGUUCAAUACCAUUUGAUCAGGCAGCAAUAUGUAUUCAUUAAUAUAUAUUUAUUUCAAAUCAUAAAUAGUUUUUUAACAUCAGCAUUGCUAUUACUCAUGGGGCAUACCCCGCUUUUUAAAAUCUCUGAUGGUGAUAUGCUAUGCCUAAAUUAAUUUUCUCUCCAUUUAAUAUGGGGACUUCCUUUAUAUGUACUGCUUCCUUAAAGUGAUCAAUUCAUGUAUUCAUCACAUAUGUAUGGUGCGUAACUACAGCCCAAAGUAUGUAAAACUAAUACAUUUUAGAAAUGUAGGAUAUCUACGUAUAUAUUUAUAUUUUGACUCAGGAAAGCUUGACUGUAACAGUUGUGUUGUAGGUACAUACAAUGAAUGUUGUUGAAAAGUGCACUGUGUUAAUGGGUUCUUAUUAAAAUGGCCAUAUAUUUUCCA